CACUGUGAGCGGCGCGGUCCGGCCCGGCAGGGAGCGGCCGCCGUUGCCUGGCACCGCCGCCUUUUCCCCGCACCGGUAGGGGCGCCGGGCCUGCGCUUCGCGGCCGCGCCGCCAUGAAGGCCAUCGUGCAGCGGGUGGCCCAGGCCAGCGUCACAGUGGGUGGUGAACAAAUAAGUUCGAUAGGACGAGGCCUCUGUGUGCUGCUGGGCAUUUCCUUGGAGGAUACGCAAAGAGAGCUGGAGCACAUGGUUCGAAAGAUCUUGAACUUGCGAGUAUUUGAAGAUGAAAGCGGGAAGCACUGGUCCAAAAGCGUGAUGGACAAACAGUAUGAAGUGUUGUGUGUGAGCCAAUUUACUCUCCAGUGCAUCCUGAAAGGAAACAAGCCUGACUACCACAUGGCAAUGCCCACAGAGCAGGCAGAGUGUUUUUAUAACAACUUCCUAGAGCAGCUAAGAAAAGCCUACAAGCCAGAGCUUAUUAAAGAUGGCAAGUUUGGGGCCUACAUGCAGGUCCACAUCCAGAAUGAUGGUCCUGUAACAAUAGAAUUGGAGUCCCCAGCUGCUACUGUUGACCCUAAACAGCUGACGAAACUUGAAAAACAGCAACAAAGAAAAGAGAAGACCAGAACCAAGGUGCCCUCUGAGUCAAGUAGAGAAAGAAAUGUUCCCCGGAACAAGGAUGAUCCCAGUGCAAGCAGCGGAGCAGAAGGAGAUGUGUCUUCGGAAAGGGAGCCUUAGCUCAUCCAAAGCAGGCCUCAGUUUCUCAUACAAAACCUACACUGGAUUCUUGAAGAGACCCAACCUUCACCUCAGCACCACUCUUCAAUGACUUUGGAAAAGAAUGGAGAACGGGAAAACAGAACUAAGACAUUAGAAACCUGUAUCAUUCUGUAUUGAAACAACCAAAGCAAUGCUCUCAGAUCCAGUUGUUAACGUGUAGUAUCAGUAGUAAAAAGGACUUGUAACAUUUUUGUGUAUGUGUUUUCACAUGACCGCUGAGUAAGGGAUGACUAUAGGCAGCUUGUAGCAGAACAUUUACUCUCAGUACAUAAGCUCCAUUUCAAAAAGAAAUCAGGGUUUUUCCUUAAACUUACACUUGAAUUCUGAAGAUUAUCCAGGCAGGCUUGUAUAUUGCUUCUCACUCCGUGGUGUCAUGUGCGACCUGUUUUCAUGGCAGCCUGUAAAUCUGUGUAUAUUUUGUAUGUUGUCCAGCUGCUACGUAACACCAGGGUAGGCAGUCCAGUCUUUCUGCAUGGAUUAAGUUAUUAAGAGGAGAGAUCAGCUGCUACUUGUUUAUUCUGUGGAGCACAUCUGUCUUGUAAACUUUUUCUAAGAACAGAAAAGACUUUAUUAAACAAAUGAUGCUA
Messenger RNA from Neopsephotus bourkii (Bourke's parrot), 1366 nucleotides. RefSeq names its product D-aminoacyl-tRNA deacylase 1 (gene DTD1). Gene Ontology annotation, molecular function: D-tyrosyl-tRNA(Tyr) deacylase activity. Gene Ontology annotation, biological process: tRNA metabolic process. The record is from RefSeq and is a predicted model, not a curated record. The transcript has 6 exons. Lineage: Eukaryota; Metazoa; Chordata; Aves; Psittaciformes; Psittacidae. Gene Ontology annotation, cellular component: cytoplasm. The coding region runs from base 114 to 737 and encodes 207 amino acids.